AUGGCAACUACGGCGACGCCGGCCGGCGGCUCCCGAAAUGGGACUGGCCCGGAAUGGGGAGGGUUCGAAGAAAACAUCCAGGGUGGGGGCUCAGCCGUGAUUGACAUGGAGAACAUGGACGAUACCUCAGGCUCCAGCUUCGAGGACAUGGGCGAGCUGCACCAACGCCUGCGUGAGGAAGAAGUAGACGCUGAUGCAGCCGCUGCUGAAGAGGAGGAUGGGGAAUUCCUGGGCAUGAAGGGCUUUAAGGGACAGCUGAGCCGGCAGGUGGCUGACCAGAUGUGGCAGGCAGGGAAGAGGCAAGCCUCGAGGGCCUUCAGCUUGUAUGCCAACAUCGACAUCCUGAGACCCUACUUUGAUGUGGAGCCUGCCCAGGUGCGAAGCAGGCUCCUGGAGUCCAUGAUCCCCAUCAAGAUGGUCAACUUCCCCCAGAAAAUCGCUGGUGAGCUCUAUGGCCCUCUCAUGCUGGUCUUCACGCUGGUUGCCAUUCUCCUCCACGGGAUGAAGACGUCUGACACCAUUAUCCGGGAGGGCACCCUGAUGGGCACAGCCAUUGGCACCUGCUUUGGCUAUUGGCUGGGUGUCUCGUCCUUCAUCUACUUCCUCGCCUACCUGUGCAACGCCCAGAUCACCAUGCUCCAGAUGCUGGCACUGCUGGGCUACGGCCUCUUCGGGCACUGCAUUGUCCUGCUCGUCACCUACAACAUCCACCUGCAUGCCCUCUUCUACCUCUUCUGGCUGCUGGUGGGCGGGCUGUCCACCCUGCGUAUGGUGGCAGUGCUGGUGUCACGGACUGUGGGCCCCACACAGCGGCUGCUCCUCUGUGGCACCCUCGCUGCCCUACACAUGCUCUUCCUGCUCUAUCUGCACUUUGCCUACCACAAGGUGGUAGAGGGGAUCCUGGACACACUGGAGGGCCCCAACAUCCCACCCAUGCAGAGGGUCCCCAGAGACAUCCCCGCUGUGCUCCCUGAUGUGAGGCCUCCAGCCAGAAUGCUCAACACUACAGUCAAGGCCGUCGAGGUGAUCCUGCAAUCACACUGA
This is a messenger RNA of Pipistrellus nathusii (Nathusius's pipistrelle), 1044 nucleotides long. The record is from the annotation of a GenBank genome assembly. NCBI's taxonomy places the organism in Eukaryota, Metazoa, Chordata, Mammalia, Chiroptera, Vespertilionidae.